CUGGAGGCCUACACGCCGCCGAUUGUGCCGCCGCCAUGUCUCUCGUGAUCCCUGAGAAGUUCCAGCACAUCCUGCGAGUACUCAACACCAACAUCGAUGGGCGGCGCAAAAUAGCCUUUGCCAUCACUGCCAUUAAGGGUGUAGGGCGGAGAUACGCUCAUGUGGUGUUGAGGAAAGCGGACAUUGACCUCACCAAGAGGGCUGGAGAGCUCACGGAAGACGAGGUGGAGCGUGUGAUCACCAUUAUGCAGAAUCCCCGGCAGUACAAGAUCCCAGACUGGUUCUUGAACAGACAGAAGGAUGUGAAGGACGGGAAGUUCAGCCAGGUUCUGGCCAAUGGCCUGGACAACAAGCUGCGCGAGGAUCUGGAGCGACUGAAGAAGAUUCGAGCCCAGCCGGGCGAUGGCCAGCACACCAAGACCACUGGCCGCCGGGGCCGCACUGUGGGUGUAUCCAAGAAGACAUGA
Molecule: messenger RNA, 467 nt
Organism: Chionomys nivalis (European snow vole)
Lineage: Eukaryota; Metazoa; Chordata; Mammalia; Rodentia; Cricetidae
Product: 40S ribosomal protein S18-like
Exons: 2
Coding region: 36-467 (143 amino acids)
Biological process (GO): translation
Cellular component (GO): small ribosomal subunit; ribosome; cytosol
Molecular function (GO): structural constituent of ribosome; RNA binding
Source: RefSeq, a predicted model, not a curated record